AAGCAGUGAAGUUCGCUGCUACACGCAGAAUACAUUGCACUUAAAUAAUAUCUAGUUAAUCAUGGAAACAAAUGACAUAUAAUUUUAUAAAUAUCCGUCAGUAUUAACAAUGGGUAAUCAGUUCAAAAACGUCGCAGUGAUUGCUUGCUUGAAAACAUUGCUAUUCGUUUUCAAUGUUGUGUUUUGGGUGUCCGGAGUACUCCUGUUGACGCUGGGGCUGUGGGCAGAAACCGACCUGCACACGUACAUAGAACUGUCACUGGAGUUCUCGGGGACAGCGCCGCACGUGUUCGUCGGCAUCGCCGGCCUAAUAGUCCUGGUCAGCUCCAGCGCCUUCACCUGCAUCAUCAAGGGGCAGCCGGUGCUACUGUACAUAUACGGUGGAUUCCUGGCAUGCAUCGUCAUGAUGGACGCGGGUGUGGGCGCCUCGGUGGCCUGCUACCGCGACACAUUCGCCAAGGGUCUGCACGACGGGCUCACCCAAACCCUCAUCUCGUAUAACCCUAACAAAGACAACUUUAAAUUCGCACAGUCAACGUUACAUUGUUGCGGUGUCUCCAACUACACCGACUGGAUCCGGCUCUCACCGCAAAGAGUGAUCCCCAUCUCUUGCUGCCUUGAUCCCAACAACUGCAUCACGGCGAACUACAAUGAUGUUUAUCAAAAAGGAUGCUAUGAUGUGAUUGUGGAAUAUAUGGAAAGCAACAUGGACCUUCUUUUUGGAAUAGCGAUAGGCAUAAUCUUGUUACCUUGGAUUGGUACCAUCCUGUCCUGUUAUUUGGCAAGCUAUAUAAAAAAAUCUAAAUAUGACGUUAUGAGCUAAAGAUUAUGAAAUAU
Molecule: messenger RNA, 837 nt
Organism: Chilo suppressalis (striped riceborer)
Lineage: Eukaryota; Metazoa; Arthropoda; Insecta; Lepidoptera; Crambidae
Source: the annotation of a GenBank genome assembly